Molecule: messenger RNA, 840 nt
Organism: Brassica napus (rape)
Lineage: Eukaryota; Viridiplantae; Streptophyta; Magnoliopsida; Brassicales; Brassicaceae
Product: upstream activation factor subunit UAF30
Exons: 3
Coding region: 336-644 (102 amino acids)
Cellular component (GO): nucleus
Source: RefSeq, a predicted model, not a curated record
GGAUGUUGGUUCGAUUCGGAUUAUAGCCAAACACCAAAAUACUAAACUCAUAAAUCCCGUUCAGAUAUUUUUGUAUAACAGUUCGGAUUCGGUUUCGGUUUUUCCGGUUCGGGUCUAGGUAGAUACUUCGGGUUGAGUUAAAAACGCUCAAGCCUAGCCUCUAGUCUUUUAACUUUCUUCCUUUAUCAAAGUUGCAAGCUUACAGCGUUUCAAACGUCGAAGCAUUUUAAACUGCGACUGUUGCGGUGUAAAAGCUUCAGCUACUUUUGCGUUAACUUGUUGUUGCGUUUAGCUUACAUUACCAUCUCCUGGAAUUUUUGCUGUUUAGAAUCAAGAUGCAGCCGCAGAGGUUGAAGAAGGCGAUAACUGAUAAUCCCAAGAAGCUUGGGAAUUUGAUUGACCUCGUGAACCUUCCAUCUACUCUGCGUGACUUCCUUGGUCAAUCUCAGAUUUCUCGUCUGGGUUGUUUCAUGCGUGUCUGGUCUUACAUCAAGACCAACAAUCUCCAGGAUCCAAAGAACAAGAAUGUGGUUAACUGUGAUGAAAAGCUGAAGAGCAUUUUGCUUGGGAGGCAGCGAGUGGAGCUAGUUGAUCUUCCUUCUCUUAUCAAGUUGCAUUUCACCAAGACACCAAAGUCGAAUUGAAGAACAUUGGAUUCUUUGUUUGUUUUCAUCUCUGUUAUGGAGUACAUAGAGAUAUGAUACUUGUUCUAAUAGUUGAAUUAUAUUUGAAAUACAAGUGGUCUCUCAGCGUUUCUGUUUUCUGGAUUAAAUUCCGUGUCUGUAUUAUUUUGUAAACGGUUGCUCUCUGCCGGGUAGUGAUCUAACGUCUUUUAUAACA